AUGGUGGCUGUCCAGGCCAAGAAGUUCGUGGACUACCGGAUGGAGUCGGCACCCACGUGGGACGGUGAGAUGCCGGAAACCAAGUACCGGGAAUACUCCCGGAACCUUCGGCUUUGGCUGGUGGAAGCGGUCGAGCGCCUCCCCGGCAAUCUCAUCGGCAAGCGCAUCAUAGACGGCAUCCCUUUUGGAAGCCGCCUGGCUGCUCUUCUUGCUCAUCUUAGUGUCGAAGACAUCACGGCUGAGAAGGGCUAUGAGAAGAUCGUUGGAAUCAUUGAGGAUGCUCAUGAUUAUCUACGAGACGCUAAGCUGGAGCAGGCCUUUGACCAGGCGAUCUUCAAGGGGCGACGUCGGGGCGACCAGACACUCAGUGGCUUCGUCGCGACCAAGAAGGCUGCGUUCGGUGAGUUGAAGCGGCAAGGAUUGGAUCUUUUGAGCAGUCCGGCCGGCAGCCAUCUCUUAGGACAUCUCCUGCUGAGGCAGGGGAACUUCAGCGAGGACCAGAGGCAGCGCAUCAAGGUCCUCACCGAUGGCUCGAUCGACUUCCCGAAGGUCGAGAAGGCCAUCCGUAAGCUGUUUGGGGAGACCGUGGACGAGGCCCAGGCGAUGGCUGCUAAUCGUCAUCGUGCGUUCUGGCAAGAGGAUGGCGAGGAACUUCCUGAUGAUGACGACCCGGCCGCCCUGAGCUACUGGGACAGUGUGUACUAUGGGGAUGCUGUGUCGGAUGAGCCCGAUCCCUUCGAAGAUCUGCUUGAAGUUGACGACGCCGACGGCUCGGUGUACCUCUGCCUCGACGACCCCUUGCCAGCGAUGAUGGACGAGGACGAGGCCGUGUCCUAUGCGGGGGAGCUCUUGUCCUUCGUGUACGGGGUUGCGGCUGAGCGCUGGCAUAAGGGCAAAGGCAAAGGCAAGAGCAAAGGAAAAGGGAAAGGAAAGUUCAAAGGAAAGGACUUCAAGGGCUCAAGUGGCAAAGGCUUUGGAGUGUACGGCACCUACGCUGACCACAGGAAAGCUCUUCAAGAUGCUCGGACAAGCCGCGGUUUUGGCAACGGCAAGGGUGCUGGCUCUAAUGGGUCCAGGCCAAGAACUUCGCUGCAGGAGAUACAAAACCGCAGCCGAUGCCACAAUUGCCGGCAGCUGGGGCACUGGUCCAAGGACUGUCCUCAGAAAAGGAGGGUGCCGUCACCGUCGAGCCCAAGGCCACCAAUGAACCAGAACUCGGCGCAAGGCCGCCCUGGUGGGCCUUCGACAAACCUUUUCUUCAUGGGAGCCCCGAGCCGUCAGGUGGAUGAUGCUGGGCAGGAGUUUUUCAGUGCGGCCUGCCCUGGCGCAAGCAGUGUGUUCACAGGAUUUUCGUCAGCGGAGGAUCUGGAUCAGGAUCCACCAGAAAUGGCAAAGGCCAUCAACCAAGACCAGUCUGCGCCCACCGAGGAAUACAUGCUCUCGUUCCUGUCUUACACCUAUGCUAGCUGUGACUCCGAUGCUGUUGGUACUGCUCUAGUGGACACUGCAGCACAACAUGGGUUGAUUGGUCGAGAAACGUUGACUAGGCAUGACCUUUACCUUCAACAUCAUUAUCAACUUCGGGUGCAGUACUCAGAUGAGAAGGGUGGUACCGUUCGGGGAGUGUGUGGCUCUGAGGAGAUUACUCAAGUGGCGUAUAUCCCGAUUGGCAUUGGGGGUCGCGGUGGCAUACUUCGGGUGCAGGUUGUUCCUGGUUGGGUCCCGUGCCUGGUUCCUGCAUACUUCCUUGACCAGUUGGGUGCAGUGAUCGACAUGUCCAGCUUGCUGAUUGCGUAUGAUGGUCAGUUCCUGCGCAAUAUGACUUUCUCAAGAGUGAGAUUUGGAAGGUGA
This is a messenger RNA of Symbiodinium necroappetens, 1851 nucleotides long. The record is from the annotation of a GenBank genome assembly. Lineage: Eukaryota; Dinophyceae; Suessiales; Symbiodiniaceae.